Messenger RNA from Heterotrigona itama, 438 nucleotides. The record is from the annotation of a GenBank genome assembly. Lineage: Eukaryota; Metazoa; Arthropoda; Insecta; Hymenoptera; Apidae.
AUGCCAGAUAGACGAGAGAUCAAUCUUAGAAUAUUGUAUCACGGUUAUUGGGGCACCGUGCUGAGAGACGUGCCUUUCAGCGCGAUACAACUUCCGAUCUGGGAAUGUUUCAAGAAAGUUUGGAAAUCGCACGUCGACAGAGAGACUCGUCCAAUAGAAAGUGCAACGUGCGGAGCAAUCGCAGGUAGUAUCUCCGCUACUCUUACCACGCCGCUGGACGUUGCAAAAACAAGAAUAAUGCUUUCGCACAGAAACGAGAGUGCUUCGAAGUUGAAGGUGCCGUACGUGUUGAAAGACGUGUACAGGGACAAAGGUUUUCGCGGACUUUUCGCCGGUGUGGGCCCCAGAGUAACGUGGAUAACAGUCGGAGGGUUCAUCUUCUUUGGAACUUACGAAGGAGUAAAGGCCGUAGGAACCAAGUACCGUUUAUCUCCAUAG